Messenger RNA from Dendrobium catenatum, 3009 nucleotides. RefSeq names its product proline-, glutamic acid- and leucine-rich protein 1-like. Lineage: Eukaryota; Viridiplantae; Streptophyta; Magnoliopsida; Asparagales; Orchidaceae. Gene Ontology annotation, cellular component: nucleus. Bases 247 to 2868 code for a protein of 873 amino acids. The record is from RefSeq and is a predicted model, not a curated record. The transcript has 14 exons. Gene Ontology annotation, biological process: rRNA processing.
GAAGGCCUAGGUUUGCUUUUCCCUUCUCUAGCAGUUCGAUUUCGACUGCGCUUCGAGGUAAGAGUUUGAACGAGCCGCUUAAAAACUUUUUCGCCUCCUUCGACGACGUAUCUUCCUGCCGGAUCAGAAGUCACGACAGCUCGCUGUUCUUCUGCUGGAUCGGGAAGUAAAGAAGACGACGGAGGGAGCUCGCCGUUGCGUAGACUGUAUUAUUAGGAGAAGAGAGAAGGACAAGUAGAACUGUUGAUGGCGGCGGCGGAGUUCGUUAGCGGCAUGGAUGACUGUCGCCUGAAACCACCUAUGCUACGUUCGGUGCUGCGUGAUCGCCUCCCCGAUGAGAAGCGGCCAUUUCGUCCCACAGAGCUCACCGCUGUGCUGUCCCACAUGCGAACCCAUGGACUGCUAUCCGAGCGCCACUCGGACAUCGCUGAACGUAAGCUUGUUGAGGCAUGGAGGUCCGCCGUUGAUGGUUGGGUUGAACGCGUCCUUUCACUCGCCUCGAAUAGCGCGCCAGACAAGUGUUGGGCCGGAAUUUGUUUGCUAGGGGUAACGAGCGAAGAAUGCUGCUCUGAUCGUUUCCAGUCAUCAUACGCUAUUUGGUUUCAAAAACUUAUUGAAAACUUUCAGUCUCCAACCGCCACCCAUUUUAUCAAAGUUGCUUGCUGUGCUUCAUUGGCUGAUCUUUUUACGAGGUUGGCCUGCUUUCCAUAUCUUAAAAAAGAUGGAACAUUGCUUGCUAGAAAAGUUAUCCAGCCAGUUAUGCAGAUUUUAAAUGAGGAUGUUGGAGAAACUUUGUGGGAUGUUGCUGUAAAAUUGCUAUGCACGCUUAUGUCUUUCUUUCCAUCAUCUAUACGUCAGCACUAUGACACUGUUGAAGCUGUUCUUACUUCAAAGAUCAUGGCAGCAAAAUGUGACUUAAAUACGUCCAAGAAAUUUUCCCUUGGCUUAGCAAUACUUCCUAAGGUGAAAGGAGAUGAAGAAAGCUUCUGUUUGAUUAUUGAGAAGAUUCUUAUAGCCAUAAAUUCAAUUCUCACUGAUGCUUUCCAGGGACUUGAAGAAGAAAAGAAAAGUUCUGAGGUAAUGAGAAUGAUAGUUCCUCCAGGCAAGGAUCCCCCACCCCCUUUGGGAGGCCAAACAUUGCCAGGAGAAGCAUUUGAACCAGCAACCAGAAGACUAAGUGAAUUACUAGUUCCCAGAGUGACUACUCUAAUGCAUUCUUGCUGUGUUAUGCUCACUAAUCCUUAUCCUUUUCCGGUGUCCAUUCCUGUGCGCCCUUUGAUAGCUACAGUUAGGAGAGUGCUUCAAGUGGAUGGUUCUUUUCAUGGAACUUUGUUUCCUUUGAUCACUUCCACGCAUCAGGAACUUCUUUGUGCAGUGCUUCCAGCCCUUCAUCUUGGUUGCUUGGAUUUUCUUAUUGCUAUUAUUAAAGGUUUACGAAGCCAACUCUUGCCACAUGGUGCCAAUGUUGUGCGGCUCCUCACUGAAUAUUUCAGGAGAGCUAGGAUGCCGUCAAUAAGAAGAAAAGUAUACUCUAUAGUGCAGAUGCUACUGAUCUCAAUGGGUGUUGGAAUGUCUCUUUACCUUGCUCAAGAAGUAAUUAAUAAUGCUUUUGCUGACCUUACUGAUAACCUUGAGCUUGGGAGUAGUGCAAUGCUUUCCAAUAUGCAAUCAUCUAUCUUAGUUGGUGGGACAUUUCGACAAAAUUACCACAAGAAGAGGAAACGUGAUGCCUCAGUAAUUCCAGUGGAACAUUCCAAUGGUGUUGAUUUAAGCGUUAAGACUUGCAGCAAGAAAUCACAAGCUCCUCUUUCUGUGAAGAUUGCUGCACUAAAAGCAUUGGAAGCUCUUCUUACAAUGGGUGGUUCGUUGAAAUCUGAGUGCUGGCGUCCAGAUGUUGAUUUUCUGGUGAUAAUUGUGGCUACGAAUGCUUUUGAUUCAAGCUGGGCGAAUGAAAACAGGUUGUGUUUAUUGAAACAUGAAUCCUCUUUUGUUGAUUAUCAGUUAGCAACCUUGGAGGUGCUGCUAGCAUCUCUUCUUUCACCAACUCAUACUCGAUCUCCAUAUUUAUCCCAAGGUCUUGAUCUAUUUCGAAGAGGAAGGCAGGAAACUGGAUCAAAGAUAGCUACCUUCUGUGCACAUGCCCUUCUUGCUCUUGAAGUUCUCAUACAUCCUCGUUCUCUGCCACUUGAGGACCAUCCCCCUCCCAAUAAUCUAUCAGUUGGUGAAGGAUUCAACCAGAGUUUUGCAAGCGGUAACUUCAACAAUAGUACUAAAACAAACCUCCCUUCUUUCUCAAAAGGUGAUUUAGGACUCCUUGAUGAAGAGGAUGAAGAAGAACUAUCCAGCGGUUCGUUUGAUGAGGAGGGACCAACUUCAUUAGAGAACAGAAAUCUGAAUGAUAAACACAAUUCUGAAGAUAUUAUGGAGAAACCUUUGGCUAAUAAUUCAGAAGUCAGUCAUCAUGUUUUAGAGUAUGAAGACAAAUUUUCACAAAAUGUUGGUGUAGAGAUGGAAGGCUUUGGCAGUGGUGAAACUACUAUUGAUAAAGAGAAAACUGAAGAAUCUACGCCUAGAAACGAGAUUAGCUUCCACAAUGCUUCACACAAUAAGAUGGAUUUUGGCCAAGGAAAUUCUGCAGUAUUUGCUGCAGAGAUGACGCUAUGGAAAAGUGAGAGUCUCGUGAACAUACCUGUAAAUAUGAGCAACCAUGGCAGCAAUGCUCCUGACCUCUCAAUUGGCAAGAUUAAAGAAGAUUCUAGUCCUAGAAGUUUGUACAAGGGAAAGGAUGCAAUGUUAUCUUAUGAUUCGGACUCUUUUUCCUUGGAUUCAUUGCCAGAUAUUGUGGACGGUGAUCCUGACUCUGAAUAGAACAUUAUAAAAUUUUUAAGUUAAUGUAGAGCUUAUGGCCAUAAUGGGAAGAUAGGUUUUUAUUCUGUACCUGACCGAAAUAUAUUUUUUAUUAUAUUUUGCUCCAUUAUCUAUUCAUUUUAAUUCUGUUGAUCAGUAAAA